Molecule: messenger RNA, 2303 nt
Organism: Lingula anatina
Lineage: Eukaryota; Metazoa; Brachiopoda; Lingulata; Lingulida; Lingulidae
Source: RefSeq, a predicted model, not a curated record
GGGGGGCCUCCUUUCUGAAAUCCAUGGAUCUGCCACUGUAUAACCUGAAAAUAUUUAAACUCUGCAAGCAAAACCAGUCAUAUCUGUUAAAUAAGUAAGAGACAAAUGCGUAAAGAGACUGUUCUACAAAUUCCCAUUGUCAUUUCUCUUAUUGAUGUUCAGAUCAAGUUUUCUGAAGUGUUUGCUUUUUCUAAUGCUUAUCCAAUGAGAUGGUGAGGUCAAUUUAUAAAGCAUGUUCUCCAUUUUUCAGGAUUCAGUUGAAGACGGUGCAAAAGAGGAAAAUACCCAAGAAGAACCUCCAACAGAGGAAGAAGUGAAGAAUAGUCCAGAUGAGCCAGAAACCCAGACAGAACAGUCCAAGGAAGAGGAGCAUUCCAGCAAACUACCUGUCCACUUUAAAUGGGAACACGAGGGAACAGAAGUGUACCUUAUUGGCAGUUUCUCAGAUUGGAAAGACCAAGUAAAAAUGGAGAAAGUAGAUGGAGUGUUCUGUACUACUUUAGAAUUAGCCGAGGGUGAAUACCAGUACAAGUUUGUAGUAGAUGGAGAAAAGAAAGAGAACCAUAGUCAGACGACAACUGCUUGUGAAGAUGGCCACAACAACCUGAUUGUGGUUAAGAAAGAAGAAUAAAAAAGAGUACUUAAAUUUACUCUACAACAUGCCUUCAAGAGUAAACUAUAUGAACUCGCAGUGAUAUUAAAACGAAGCCUUGUGGUCACAACGACAAAGUAUUUUGAACACAGCAUACAUUUUAUGCAGUAUUGACAUGAAUAUAAGGAAAUGUGAUGGUAAAAAAUGUCUGAGUUCAGAAUGCCAUCUUGCCUUGAGUGGAAAUAUCUUCAAAAUAUUGAUACCCAUUAUGUUCUUAAGUAAAUGAUUGAAAAAUAGGCAAAUCAAAACACAAGUCCAAUCUCUUCUAGUCACUGGUCAAACUACUGCUGGGAACAUGAAAUAAUCUUGGAAGUUGUUAAUCGAAUCUAAUUUUCACCAUUGUUUAUCCAUGAGAGAAUGUCAAAUAUGGACCCUAACUACCAGCUACAGUUUUUGCUGCAUACUAUGAAAAAUCAUGAAAAAUCCUGUUUUGUGACCUUGCUUGGUCAGUACAGAUGCAAAAAUGCAGGAAUAUGCCAGGGAGAAGAACAAAUUUACCCCUUAAAAAAAAAAAAAACAAUAUAACACCAGACUUGGUGAGCAACAUUUUAAUUUUGAACUGCCCCUGUUCUUUGGUGAUAAAAUGGUGUUUAAACAGGAAACCAAGAUUUUUAUUUUUCCUUUUACUCACAAGGAGAAGGUGAUAAAGUUUGUCAACAUAGCAUGAAGAUGCUCUGGUGCAAGUUUGGUUCUGAAACUAAUCUACAAUUGUAUAUAUUUAUGGCAGAUGAGACAUGAUAUGGUGGGAAUCUUAUUACAUAGAUUUGUGAUGUAUAGAAACCUUAUAGUUAAAACAUUCAUAGUAUAAGAUACAGUUGCUAUUGUCUAGUCGUCAUCUCUAGUCUAUACGAAGAUAUGGAUGUUCUGUGGUUUUACAUUAGCAAGUGAGUGUAAGUGUUAAUUUCAUAUGGAAUUGGCUGAGUAUUUAUCGUAAUAACUUUGAAUAUUACAUUAUUUAACACAAACAUUUUUCCUCUUUUUAAUUUUUUUUCAAAGUAAAACUUUUGUACUGAAUAUAGAUAUUGCGGUUAUUAUGGGAUGAGAAUUGUAUUAUAGUAGGCGCACUGUAGAGCCUUUGACUAUGAAAGCACUAAUGUAAAAACAUGCACAUAGAAUCAAAGAGGCUGCAAAAUGAAAAAAGUAAGAACAAUGUUACACCUAGUGUGUUUUAAUGCAAUUAAAAUUGCAUAAUACAUUAGGUUUCCAAGAACAAAUGUCAGUAUCAAAUCGGUGAAUGGGAUAGAUCAUGUAAUUUGUAUGGGCCAAAUAGGUUUAAUAGAAUGCCGUAUCAUGGUGCUGAAAGAUUGUUCUAUGCAAUUUAGGGUCUAAGAAAAAAGAGGGCAUUAUCAGUAUGAGAACCUUUUAUAUUUUGACUCGCAAAUUCACAACUUUCUAAAGAGCACUUUAGAUUGGUGCUGUAAAGGUGCUCGAAUAGAUGUAGUCAUUUUACUCUUUACAAUUUUUUUCGUGUGUGUGAAUUAAUCUAAGUUGAUCCACUUUUCAUGAUAUUGCUCACAUAUACUACCUUAAAAUAAAUGUUGAACUAACGAUGUGUUUGCUGCAUACAUGUAUGUUCUCUGGUUCAGUAUAUGUUGCAUAAUAUGGAGAAAAAUGCUCAAUUUUAUGGACAGUAAAGGGUUUGGUAAAUGCA